AUGUCGAGGCUGAAAUCACCUCCGACCUUUACGAUUCAUUCCACUUUAAUUUCUUCUUCACCCCUUCAUCAUCUAUCCCUUUUCUUUUUCCUAGUUUUUCUCCUUCCUAUUUCUUUCACAUACGCACAGUCCUCUCUUGGCCAACCGACAACCGACAUUUCCUGGCGUGCGGGUCAUUCCGCCUGUAUAAUAUCCAACUAUAUGGUCCUCUUCGGCGGUGUAACUACUUCAUCUGUUGACAUAUUCACGAAUCCCGUAGCAAGUAACGAUGUUGUAGUUUGGAGUGUAUCCGAUCAGCAUUGGUAUAAGCCUAACAUAACUGCCGUUGCCGGAAGCACAAUACCGCUCCCCCAGAAGUUCGUACCUAGCAACUGCCUCUCAAAUGGAAAAAUGUACGUCCUAAUAGCUAAUUCGACGGACCAGAAUAUUCAAAAGGAGAUCGCAGUUCUGGAUACAAAUUAUUGGAAUUGGCAAGAGAGUACUACCUCACCUGGGCCGCAAGAUUUUCGCAUAGGUGCAACACUCACAGCUGCAAAUAAUAUACUAUAUCGAUAUGCUGGCCAGCAAGCUUCUCCUACAGGAAAUCAACUGACGGGCAUUAACAACUUGCUAUAUUCUUUGGACCCGAACACUAUGCAGUGGACGUCUCUUGCCAAUGGUCCAUCACUAGCAUAUCACACCGCUUGUUACUUGUCAAAGUUUGACAUAAUUGUCUACUUCGGUGGCCAAAAUACUGAUCACCAGGCGCAAGAUGCGGUUACCACCUUCACCACAAAGCCAGGUGUGUGGAAUCCAUCCCUUCUGAUUGCGGCGCCUAAGCCAAGUGCUCGACUAGGACAUACAGCAGUGUGCACAGACAGUACAAUGAUUGUAUUUGGUGGUGGAACUCUAUCCGCUAGCACUGGUGGUUCACCAUCGGAUGAUACAGUAUGGUUAGCAACAGCAACAUCACCAGUUGACAUUUCCUGGUCGACACCAGUAACAAAUCGGACAAACAGUCCAGGUGCUCGCAUGGGACACUCGGCCGUUCUUUCAGGAACUAACAUGAUUGUAUUUGGCGGAAUAGGGAGCGCAGUUGAUGAUAAAACAGUAUACAUACUAGACACCACUAAAUGGACGUGGAUAUCGGGCAAUUCGGCGUCUGGUCCUGGCCCUAAUACUGGCAAUACGUCUGCAAACGCGACUGGCAACAAAAAGUCACCAGUAAUAAUAAUCGCUGCUGCUGUUAGCGGAUUUGUCGGUGCUUUAUUGGUAGCGCUUGCAAUUUUCGUUACCACCCGCCAUUAUAGACGCAAAAGCCGCAAACUUCAAUUCGACGACGACGAAAUGAGCGAAAUCGAUGCUGCUCUUGGUGGCAACUCAACCGACAUGUCUCCCCCACCUCGAUCUCGAGAAGUUAUCCUCUCUUCACCAGUAGCAGCACGUUUAGCAAAUAAAGACACGGUAUUCAGCGUCGAAACAUUACCGCGUUUACAACAUGUUGAUGGGAUAGACAAGAGAGAGUCUGUCAUUGCGCCGGAAGCAGCUAGAUCGGCACCGUUGAAUCCUUGGAACCGAUUUAAUGGACCUAGAGGACAUUACGUAAGAGGAAGUACCGACUCGUUUGGGAAUUGGCGUAAUAAGGGUGAAACGGGCGAGGAAGAAGAAGCUGAUAUAUGGACAUUUGCAUCGUCAUUCUCGAAUGACAGAGAACGCGAAAAAGAUCAUCAACGAGACGGAUCUACACCUCCAAUACGUUAUAUGCCACAAAGAAUGGACUCUGUGGGAAGUGUGUCCUCUACUUUUGGCCAACGUGGUGGACACACGUAUCCCUAUCACCACGGACACAGCGCACAUGCCUCUCACCCUUGGAUGCAAUCGCGUGGUGACGAUGACGACCCCCAUCAAUCUGUCCCUUUGGCCAUGCCUGUCGUGCAGCCAGAAGUCAUCGUUACUGCUCCGCGUGUUCCGCCUAACGUUGCACCUAUCGAUUAUAAUGUGGGACCUGGAAUGAAUUCUCAGCAGUUUGGAAAUCCUGGUGGCAAUGGAGGUGGACAUGUUAGGGCGGCGACUGUGUCUGGACUAGGGGAUAAUCAGAUGAGUUUGAAUGAUACGCUGAGUCCUUUGGAUAGAAUCGCUAGACUGUUUUCGGGUGGCGAUGUUUCCGGUGCUAUUGGUUUAAGUGAAAAGGAGAACAUGAUGUAUCCAUCCAAUACGCACCGUUCCGCGAGCGAAGAUAAUGUUCUAAAUACAAACUCUGUUCAUGGACAAUCAUUACUUACACCACAGCGCACAACACCAGCAGCAGAAGACGUGAGUUCGAAUCUGACAAAUUCUGGCAACAAUGCGAUCUACAAUACGAAUACAUUUCACCAAUCGGCUGACGAUGUGAGCCAUGUAAAAGACACUGUUAGUUUGCGCGGUGCAAUAUCUGUUGCUAGCGUCAAAGAAAUGGCUGCGACGCAUUCGUCGGUUACAAAUGAUAAGCUAACAGCGCAAAAUCUUUACAAGAGUAGUCCGAGCCAGGAGAGUGUUACGAAAAUUGCUGAAUUGGCCGGGUCAAGUGGAAGUAAUCAACAGGAAGUUACUAAUGUAGAAAGUGGAGGAGAGACGAAUACGGAACGGAAGAGAUGGAGUUGGGGUUAA
Messenger RNA from Paraglomus occultum, 2625 nucleotides. The record is from the annotation of a GenBank genome assembly. Lineage: Eukaryota; Fungi; Glomeromycota; Glomeromycetes; Paraglomerales; Paraglomeraceae.